AUGCCGUCUCGCGCGCGGGACCUCGCCGUAUAUCGGCGCGAUGAGCGCAUGGGGCACCAGCUGCUGACACGGGAAGAACGGAUGAAGUUGAUCGAGUCGUACCUCCCAUCGCCACCGUCUCGUUCCCGAUCGAGCUCGCAAACCCGAUUGACGAGAUCCGCAACGCGGCAAGACAAGAUGACCAGAUUUGGUGUGCGCCGCUUUCUGCGGCGCCAGUACCACGUUCUCGUCUUCGUCCUAAUUCAUAUUUUCUUCUCGCUGUACAUACGCCUCCGCCAGGCCUACCAUGCUGUCGGAAACCGGGUGUACUCGGUAUACUACCACCACCAUCGGACACCCGCGCUGAUACGUCGCGACCUGAAGGGGCUCGGCCGGCUGCCUAAACACCUGAGUGUGAUCCUGACGCUGGAGGACCAGAGGCGUGGCGGAGGAGACGUUGAGAAGUUGGUCGAUGAGGUGAGCGAGAUCGCCGCCUGGUGCGCCAGCGCCGGUAUCUUCCAGCUCUCGAUAUACGAGAAAACGGGCGUUCUCAAGUCCCUCCUCAAGGCAACCCACCGGGCCAUCUCACAAAAGCUGUGCUUUUAUUUCGGGCCCGACCAUCCCUCCGUCAGCCUCGGCGCCCCUCACCUUCCGCCCGUCGGACCCAGCGUCGUCCUUAACGGUUCAGGCCACGGCGGCGGCAGCAGCAGCGGCGACGAUGAUGACCACGAGGCAAGCAAGCACCUCUCGGUGCUCCUAAUCUCCGCCGAGGACGGGCGCGAAUCGAUCGUGGACCUGACCAAGACGCUGGCCGAGAUGUCGCAGCGCAAGAAGCUCAGCACGGCCGACAUCACGAUGGAGCUGGUCGACGCCGAGCUCAACGAGAGCAUCAUGUCCGAGCCUGACCUGCUCAUCCUCUUCGGCCCGCACGUCGAGCUGGCCGGCUACCCUCCUUGGCAGAUCCGGCUGACCGAGAUUUUCCAUGUGCGGGACAACCAGGAGGUCGACUACCAGGUGUUCCUCCGAGGCUUGCGGAAGUAUGCCCAGGCACAGAUGCGGCUGGGGAGGUAG
Messenger RNA from Thermothielavioides terrestris NRRL 8126, 1050 nucleotides. RefSeq lists its product as uncharacterized. Gene Ontology annotation, molecular function: ditrans,polycis-polyprenyl diphosphate synthase [(2E,6E)-farnesyl diphosphate specific] activity. The coding region runs from base 1 to 1050 and encodes 349 amino acids. The record is from RefSeq and is a predicted model, not a curated record. Lineage: Eukaryota; Fungi; Ascomycota; Sordariomycetes; Sordariales; Chaetomiaceae. The transcript has 3 exons. Gene Ontology annotation, cellular component: dehydrodolichyl diphosphate synthase complex; endoplasmic reticulum membrane.